AAGAGUCCCGGUUUACGCGAGCAGAAAACCCGUCAUAGGAAGCAGGACAUGGCAACGGCAGGACAUAGGUCUCCCACCAAAGUGGAGCAGAGCUGCUACGAUGGGUCUCUCACCAAGGUUCCCCUGGUUGACUCUGACAGCAAAUCAAGCAAUGUUGACAACCUGACGGCAGCACAAAAGGUCAAUCUGAAGGACGCUGCAACACAGAAAUCUUCCUCAGAUGUCCAUAAAGCAAGCCACCGUGGCGGGAAACCCUACAUUUGUGGGGAGUGUGGAUACAGGACGACUAGAAAGUCUGACUUAUCCCGACAUAAGAGAACCCAUACUGGAGAAAAACCCUUUAUGUGUAACCAGUGUGACUAUUCUGCAGCACAGAAAUCCCAUUUAGACGAGCAUCGCAUAAAUCACACCGGUGAGAAACCCUACAUGUGUGGGGAGUGUGGGUUCAAGACAGCGCGAAAGUCUGACUUAUCCCGACAUAUAAGAACCCAUACUGGAGAAAAACCCUUUAAGUGUAACCAGUGUGACUAUUCUGCAGCACGGAAAUCCCAUUUAGACGAGCACCGCAUAAAACACACCGGUGAGAAACCCUACAUGUGUGGGGAGUGUGGGAACAGGACAACUCAUCAAUCCUACUUGUCCAAACAUAUGAAAACUCAUACAGGUGAAAAACCCUACAAGUGUGACCAGUGCGACUAUUCUGCAGCACUGAAAAGCAAUUUGGACAACCAUAUAGCAGCAAAACACACUGGAGAGAAACCGUACAUGUGUGGGGAAUGUGGAUACCGGGCAGUUCAAAAGUCAAAGUUAUCCAUACAUAUGAGAACCCACACUGGAGAAAAACCGUAUAAGUGCGACCAGUGUGACUAUUCUGCAGCACAGGCUUCUACUUUGGUCAGUCAUUUGGCAGCGAAGCACACUGAUGAGAAACCCUACAAGUGUGAGCAAUGCGACUAUUCUGCAUCAGUGAAACGCAAUCUAGAACACCAUAUAGCAGCAAAACACACUGAUGAGAAACCCUACAUGUGUGGUGAGUGUGGGUACAGGACAGUUCUAAAGUCUAAGUUAUCCAGACAUAUGAGAACCCAUACCGGAGAGAAACCCUACAAGUGUGACCAGUGCGACUAUUCUGCAGCACAGAAAAACAAUUUGGACAACCAUAUAGCAGCAAAACACAGUGGUGAGAAACCAUACACAUGCGAGGAAUGUGACUAUUCUGCAGCACAGAAGGCCACUCUGAACAACCAUAUUGCAACAAAGCACACCGGUGAGAAACACUACAUGUGUGGGGAGUGUGGGUACAGGACAGCUCAAAAGUCUACGUUAUACCAACACAUCAGAACUCAUACAGGAGAAAAACCCUACAAGUGUGAUCAAUGUGACUUUUCUGCUGCAGUAAAAGUUAACUUGGUUACUCAUCAAACAACACAUACCGGGGACAAACCCUACAUGUGUGGGGAGUGUGGGUAUAGGGCAGCUCAAAGGUCUACUUUAUCCAAACACAUGAGAACCCACACAGGAGAAAAACCUUACAAGUGUGACAAGUGCGAAUAUUCUACAGCACAGAAAGUCAAUUUGGACAACCAUAUAGCAGCAAAACACACCCGCGAGAAACCCUACAUGUGUAGGGAGUGUGGGUUUAGGACAGCUCGGAAGUCAAACUUGUCCAAACAUAUGGAAACCCAUACAAGAUAAUGACCCAACAAUGAUAAUCCGAUUGACUUUUACUAAAUCGUCUGUUGAUAAAGUUUUUUCCAGUACUUUACAAAACGUGGGAGAAAACCCAUGUUAUCAUUGUCACUACUCUGCGAUGUGUGACUGAAAUUUGAUAUGUAACAUCGGUAAAACUGAUGACAAUCCGGCUUUACGGG
Molecule: messenger RNA, 1871 nt
Organism: Branchiostoma floridae (Florida lancelet)
Lineage: Eukaryota; Metazoa; Chordata; Leptocardii; Amphioxiformes; Branchiostomatidae
Product: gastrula zinc finger protein XlCGF57.1-like
Exons: 2
Coding region: 49-1695 (548 amino acids)
Biological process (GO): regulation of transcription by RNA polymerase II
Cellular component (GO): nucleus
Molecular function (GO): DNA-binding transcription factor activity, RNA polymerase II-specific; RNA polymerase II transcription regulatory region sequence-specific DNA binding
Source: RefSeq, a predicted model, not a curated record